Aspergillus udagawae is the source of this 879-nucleotide messenger RNA. RefSeq names its product class I SAM-dependent DNA methyltransferase. The transcript has a single exon. Bases 1 to 879 code for a protein of 292 amino acids. Lineage: Eukaryota; Fungi; Ascomycota; Eurotiomycetes; Eurotiales; Aspergillaceae. The record is from RefSeq and is a predicted model, not a curated record.
AUGACACUCAGCGCGGAGAAGCUCUUCGAUGAGCUUGGGCAGCAAUAUGAGGAGUCAUACGUCAACAAUUCUGGGCUUGAGGAUGCCAUCGACUGUGCUCUCAAGGAACUCUCACCAAAAAGCCAAGUUCUCGAUGUAGGCUGCGGAACUGGAAAGCCAGUGGCAACCCGCGUUGCCCACGCCGGCCACAAGAUCCACGGCAUUGAUAUCUCGCAGGAGAUGGUCAAUAUUGCCUCCCGCCAAGUCAUCGGCCGGUUUGAAAAAGCGGACAUGACGACCUUCCAACCCUCCAUGCAGUAUGACGCUAUCUUCACCAUCUUCUCCAUGUUCCAGCUCUCGCAUAGUCAAACAUACUCAAUGAUGUUCAAGUACUCCGAGUGGCUGAAGACUGGCGGGCUGCUGGUAUUGGGAACUAUACCCAGCACCAGCCUGGUGGAUGAUGAGAGUCUGUAUGAUGCCUCAGGAAAGAUUGUCCGACAUGCCGAUCUUCUCUUCAUGGGUAGGAGAUUCCUCGGGACAGUAUAUACUAAGGACGGAUGGCGGGAUUUGUUCAGGGCUGCGGGCUUUGAAAUCCAGCUCGAAAGAUCCUUUGUCUUCAACGCGAAACCACCGCACGACAAGGAGAUCCAAGAUCAUUACUUGAUAAUCGCUAAGAAAGUUGUCGAUCACGCGCUUAUGGGACCAUACCCGCUCCCCACGUCAUAUCGUGGGCCCCAUCCACUCAGUGAGGCUGCCUGGGCCCCUUUCUCAGAGCGGCUGGUUAGAGAUGAAUUCGACGCAGUGUUGGAAGUAAUCAAAGGGAAUAAGAAGGUCUUGGAUGUUGGAAGUGGUUAUGGAAGUGAGUAUAUCCUUCUGGCAUCUGAAUACACUCCCGGCUAA